Molecule: messenger RNA, 1706 nt
Organism: Bombus terrestris (buff-tailed bumblebee)
Lineage: Eukaryota; Metazoa; Arthropoda; Insecta; Hymenoptera; Apidae
Gene: Smu1
Product: WD40 repeat-containing protein SMU1
Exons: 8
Coding region: 136-1668 (510 amino acids)
Biological process (GO): mRNA splicing, via spliceosome
Cellular component (GO): precatalytic spliceosome
Molecular function (GO): protein binding
Source: RefSeq, a predicted model, not a curated record
AGUGGUAGGAUUGUAUCGUUUGACGACAUAAUGUUACAUGAGAUUAUGAGAUUGUCAUUCUUUAUUAAUUUUGAUUGAUUGUGAUUAAGUGGGAAUAUUUAUUUUCCUGUACAUUUUUUUUAAGUAUUGUAAAAGAUGUCAAUUGAAAUUGAAUCUGCAGACGUAAUUCGUUUGAUACAACAGUAUCUUAAAGAAUCAAAUCUUGUCAAAACAUUACAAACAUUACAGGAAGAAACAGGUGUAUCAUUGAAUACAGUGGAUAGUGUAGAUGGUUUUGUAGCAGAUAUAAAUAAUGGACAUUGGGAUACAGUAUUAAAAGCUAUACAAUCAUUAAAAUUGCCAGAUAAGAAACUUAUUGACUUAUACGAACAGGUUGUCUUAGAAUUAAUUGAAUUAAGAGAAUUAGGAGCAGCUCGAUCAUUAUUGAGGCAAACAGAUCCCAUGAUUAUGAUGAAACAACAAGAACCUGAAAGAUAUAUACAUCUAGAAAAUUUACUUGCUCGUUCGUAUUUCGAUCCACGUGAAGCAUAUCCUGAUGGAAGUACAAAAGAAAAACGAAGAGCUUACAUAGCUACAGCUCUUGCUGGUGAAGUAUCAGUUGUACCAUCAAGUAGAUUACUUGCAUUAUUGGGACAAGCAUUAAAAUGGCAACAACAUCAAGGUUUACUUCCACCUGGUACUACAAUUGACUUGUUUAGAGGAAAAGCAGCAGUGAGAGAUCAAGAAGAUGAGAAGUACCCUACUCAACUUUCAAAACAGAUUAAGUUUGGUCAAAAAUCUCAUGUAGAAUGUGCACGUUUUUCACCAGAUGGUCAGUAUUUAGUUACUGGUUCUGUUGAUGGAUUUAUUGAAGUAUGGAAUUUCACAACUGGUAAAAUCAGGAAAGAUUUAAAAUAUCAAGCUCAAGACAAUUUUAUGAUGAUGGAGCAAGCUGUAUUGUCAAUGGCUUUUAGUCGUGAUAGUGAAAUGUUAGCUGGUGGUGGACAGGAUGGUAAAAUAAAAGUAUGGAGAGUUCAAAGUGGACAAUGUUUAAGAAGAUUUGAAAAAGCACAUUCAAAAGGUGUUACAUGCCUUCAGUUCAGUAGAGAUAACAGCCAAAUUUUAUCUGCAUCAUUUGAUACUACUAUAAGGAUACAUGGACUUAAAUCUGGAAAAACUUUAAAAGAAUUUCGAGGGCAUGCUUCCUUUGUAAAUGAAGUAGUUUUUGCCCCAGAUGGACAUAACGUAAUAAGUGCAUCAUCAGAUGGAACUGUAAAAGUUUGGAGUUUAAAAACAACAGAAUGUAUAGGUACAUAUAAGUCCCUAGGAGCUGCAGAUUUAACUGUUAAUAGCAUACAUGUCCUUCCACGAAAUCCAGAACAUUUCGUUGUGUGUAAUCGUUCAAACACAGUUGUAAUUAUGAAUAUGCAAGGGCAAAUAGUAAGAUCAUUCUCAAGUGGAAAACGAGAAGGAGGUGACUUCGUAUGUACUGUUGUAAGUCCACGUGGCGAAUUUAUUUACUGUGUUGGUGAAGAUCUUGUGCUUUAUUGUUUUUCUACAUCAUCAGGAAAGCUUGAAAGAACACUUAAUAUACAUGAGAAAGAUGUUAUAGGUUUAACGCAUCAUCCGCAUCAGAAUCUUUUAUGUUCAUAUAGCGAAGAUGGUCUUUUAAAAUUAUGGAAACCGUAAGAAUGUAUAUAAAUUAAAACAUCUUUUUCUAAUUCUAA